Messenger RNA from Puccinia graminis f. sp. tritici CRL 75-36-700-3, 1286 nucleotides. RefSeq lists its product as uncharacterized. NCBI's taxonomy places the organism in Eukaryota, Fungi, Basidiomycota, Pucciniomycetes, Pucciniales, Pucciniaceae. The record is from RefSeq and is a predicted model, not a curated record. The coding region runs from base 319 to 1092 and encodes 257 amino acids. The transcript has 10 exons.
GCGGGUCAAAGCUCCUCCAAUGCAGAGGGUUCAGAGUGAUGAAUCGAUCGUCAACCCGAAGUAGUCACAUCAAGAUGUACCGGCCGGCGUAAUAGCCCAUCACAGCUAGUGAUAUACUCCGGAAACGCUUUGUGGGAUCCAAUAAUUAAUCGAUCGGUUUCGAGUAGGCCUUGGCUUGGACAACACCAGACAGGCCAAAGAGGGGAGGGAGGGAAUGACUGGACGGUCAACAGCAACGGGGUAUAUAAGAUCAGCCCAUCGAUCCCUUGAGGGCUACUAUCAUCUUCACCAACAUCUCCUUCAAUCAAAUUCGCCAUCAUGUUUUCUUCGUCCCAUCACUUGACUUUUGUUACUCUGGUGCUCACUGCCACCUGGUUAGCCCGUACUACCCUUGCUGCAGUGAAUUGCGAUACUAAAUUCGGCUCAGUCGAUACGAAUGAAUGCGCUCAAGCGGUUUCACAAAUCGUGUAUGAAAAACCAGGUAAUACUCUUGAUAGGGUCUCGACCGCGUUUGCGAAGCUAUAUGGUAAUUGUACCAUAUUCGUCUUCAACCCAGAAAAAGCCGUAGUAACCAAACAGCAAAUUGAAACUGGAUUUACCAGCAUCUUCGACCAAUGUAAAGCCUUUACGGGUCAAGUUUCACUAUCCAAUUCCUCCUUUAUCCAAGUCUCAGAACAUCGUCGAGGCUAUGAUAUCGGGUACAUCGAACCUCAAACCUUGACCUGUGGUCUCAACACCAACGCACCAUUGACAGUCGACAAAGAUUGCCAGGCUGCGUACAACAGCAUCCCAGUCGAUAAGCAGAGCCGCUUGUUAGGUGACAAUGGUCAGCCCACGACUACCAUAUUCAAGACUUUCAAAACUUGCACGCUACAAAUCUUCACAACCGAUGAAUCCGUUCUUAUCGGUACAAAGAGCGAGAUUGGUUCAGUUGUAUCGAAGACAAUCAAGGACUGUAAAGGGAAAUCGGGCGUCAUAGCUUCGUCGAAGGGAGGAGCUGGCAUUAAUGGACUCACUGUUGUUAAAGUGAGAAGUAGUUUAAAAUGUGCUGAUCGUAGAGAUCCUCCCGGGAAAUACCAAACGUGUGAAUAGUUCUACACCACCUCGGUGCUUGUUAUCAUGCAUUAUUCAGCUUUCACCACUUAUCAUAAACUUUAUUUUGCAAAGUUUCAACUCUCUAAACCCAUCAAAACGUUCAAGAUUUUAGCAUCACUGUAGUUCUACUUUCCUAUUGAAAAUUAUCCUUAUCCAGCACAUGAAUUCUAUAGGAUGAGAGAAGCAGUGAG